ACAGUCUGUACUGGUCAUAAUCGAAGCAGAAACUAGAAGUAGAACUAAUGCAACCCAUCAGAAACCUAAAAAACAAAAGAAAAAGCUUUCAAAUCAAAUCUCUUUAGGGUUCUCCUUUUCAUUUUUCUCUUCAAAAUCAGUCUCUGCAUUAUCAUUUUCUCUGCCUUUCACAUUUCCCAAUUCGUCCCUCUCAAAACACACUCCAAUCCCAUCUCUCUCGUUUUCAAAUUUUUUCUCAUUAUUAUCCAAAUCAAAGGACCCGUGAGAUGAACCUAAACAAUUGGUGAGAUCUAAAGAGGGAACUUUAAAGAGAGAUAAUGCCAAGGCAAAGCAGGGCCGCCAUGGAAGAAUUGCUACCUGGAAAAAUCAGGAAACGUGGGUGUUCUUCUUCAGCGUCAUCUUCUUCUUCCAUUAUUCAAAACUAUAGAUUCAAGAGAGCGAUUUUAGUAGGGAAAAGGGGUGGAUCCAGUACGCCUGUGCCUACGUGGAAGCUGAUGGGGACGGCGAGGACUCCAUCAUCUGCAUUGCGGGCCAUGGACUCUCCAAAGUACGCUGCGUCCCAAAACGGCGGCGUUAUCAAGGGGAAGUUACAUCAGCAGCAGCAGGCGGCCCCAGUUUCAGCGAGAAAGCUGGCGGCGACGCUGUGGGAAAUGAAUGAGAUGCCGUCACCGAAAAUGAAAGAAAUGGUGCGUUCAGAAGAGAGGAGGUUAAGGAAGGAGGCGAGAGCUAGAGAGAAAGCGACCAGGUCUGUGCAUUCGGGUUCUUUGCCUCCCCAUUUGUCUGAUCCAUCUCAUAGUCCUGUAUCAGAGAGGAUGGAGCGAUCUGGAACUGGUAGUCGUCACAGAAGAGCAUUAUCAAUUUCUCAAAGGCUUAGGCUCACAGACCACAAUGUUGGAGCAUUUGAUUCUGUUAGCAAUGCCAGUUUAAUGGAGAUUGAAACUAGAUCUCGAGCCCAAACUCCUAAUGGAUCUAUAGUUGGAAGUAAGACUCGUUUGAAGGAUGUCAGUAAUGCAUUGACAACGUCUAAAGAACUACUUAAAAUUAUCAACCGUGUGUGGGGAAAUGAAGAUCGGCCUUCAUCAAGCAUGUCUCUCAUCUCAGCCCUACAUGCUGAGCUUGAGAGAGCUCGAUUGCAAGUCAAUCAUCUUAUCCAAGAACAGCGCUCGGAUCAGAAUGAGCUAAACUAUUUAAUGAAGUGCUUUGCUGAAGAAAAGGCAGCAUGGAAAAACAAGGAGCAAAAAGUGGUUGCAGCUGCUAUUGAGUCCAUUGCUGGGGAACUUGAGGUAGAGAAGAAGCUGAGGAGACGGCUUGAAAGCUUGAACAAGAAGCUUGGGAAGGAACUAGCUGAGACAAAGUCUUCUCUGUUGAAGGCAGUGAAAGAGCUUGAGAAUGAGAAGAGAGCAAGGGUUGUGAUGGAGCAAGUAUGUGAUGAACUAGCCAGGGAUAUAGGUGAAGAUAAAGCUGAAGUUGAAGAACUUAAGAGAGAAUCCGUAAAACUCUGUGCAGAGGUUGAGAAGGAAAGAGAGAUGCUGCAGUUGGCUGAUGUGUUACGUGAGGAGAGAGUCCAGAUGAAACUUUCAGAAGCUAAAUACCAACUCGAGGAGAAGAAUGCAGCUGUGGACAAACUGAGGAGUCAACUUGAAGCUUUUUUAGGAACCAAAAGAAGCAAAGAAAAAGGUCGCAGUUCUUAUCAUAUGAAUGAUGAAGAUAUAGUAGCGUAUUUAAAUAAAUCUCGUCCUGUGGCCCAUCAAAAUGAAGUAAAUGAGGAUGAUGGAGGAGAAGUAGAAGAUGGCUUAGAAUGUGAAGAUGACUCGGGUGAAAGUGAUCUUCAUUCCAUAGAAUUGAAUAUGGACAACAAUAAUAAGAGCUACAAAUGGACUUAUCCUUCUGGAACUCCUCGUGAUUUGAGAAAGGCAGCAAUUGAUGAAGAAGAAACCAAAGGGAGGAAGUCUACCUCCAGCAAAGUACCUAGAAGAAGUACUUCUCUGCAAAGGAGCAUAUCAGAUGGAGUUGAAUGGAGCGCACAAAAUGAGAGGCUCUCAGUUACAGGAGAUGGGAUAGACUGGGGAGGAUUAUCUGAACUUGAAAGGCAUUUGCAAGGAAAAGGUUACGGAGAUGAAAUGCUUGGGCAUCAAUCAGUUAAAGGUCUCAGGGACUAUUUGUUGUCUGGUUCUAGAGUAGAUUCUGCAAGAGGAUAUGCUAGUCCUACACGGCAAGUGGGGCAGCGGCCUUCCCGAGAUUCCAACAAUGCAAUUCAAGAUAGACCUCCAACAGCGCCAGGGAAUGCUUCAAAAUCAAGGCUAGGUGAGGGUGUAAUUGGAAGAAAAUCCAAAUGGUGAACAAGACAGUGGACUAGUUUCUGAGGCAUCGACUGAGAGGCCUAGUGCAAAAAGAAUAGGCAGUGAGAGGUAAUGUUUUUGAUAAUUUAUGCUGGUUUGCAAUCGUCAGAGCUGAAGCUGCAGCAAUCGCUGCUAAAGCAUGAAUUUGACUUUUGGCAAUUAGCAAGAACAGUUGUGUUUAUAGAGUUCUUGUAGAAGGUUGUGAUCUUUCAGCCAAGUUUCUCCUGUACAGAAACUUCUGGCGCAAUUGAGUCUUAACAUGCUAGAAGCAUUUAAUGUAUUCCAUGAGCCUGUGAUGUGUCUUCUUCUUCUCUAUUGUUUUCACUGUCCUUUAA
This is a messenger RNA of Jatropha curcas, 2674 nucleotides long. RefSeq names its product golgin family A protein. Lineage: Eukaryota; Viridiplantae; Streptophyta; Magnoliopsida; Malpighiales; Euphorbiaceae. The record is from RefSeq and is a predicted model, not a curated record.